Messenger RNA from Clarias gariepinus (North African catfish), 1244 nucleotides. RefSeq names its product LIM domain binding 3a (gene ldb3a). Lineage: Eukaryota; Metazoa; Chordata; Actinopteri; Siluriformes; Clariidae. The transcript is spliced from 9 exons. Bases 92 to 970 code for a protein of 292 amino acids. The record is from RefSeq and is a predicted model, not a curated record. Gene Ontology annotation, molecular function: actin binding; muscle alpha-actinin binding. Gene Ontology annotation, biological process: heart development; muscle structure development; actin cytoskeleton organization. Gene Ontology annotation, cellular component: stress fiber; adherens junction; Z disc.
CUACGUAGCACCUUCCUGAUCUUCACCUCUAUUUUUCCCCAAUCUUUUGAAGGAAGACAUACAGACAAAAUAAGAAGGCUUUUUUUUCAUCAUGAGCACUUAUACUGUGACACUUGCCGGAUCUGCACCAUGGGGCUUCCGCUUGCAAGGGGGCAAGGAUUUCAACAUGCCUCUCACCAUCUCCCGGAUCACACCAGGGAGCAAAGCCGCUUCAGGUAACCUGACCCAGGGCGACAUCAUCGUAGCCAUCGACGGUGUCAACACUGAUGGCAUGACUCACCUGGAUGCUCAGAACAAGAUCAAGAGUGCAAGUUUCAACCUGGCCCUGACCAUGCAGAGGUCAAAGCGCCCAGUCCCAGUGUCCAUGACUGCACCAAGAAUCGACACUUCAAUUCCUGUCAUCCCUCAUCAGAAGGUUAUUACCAACAUGCCUACCAACAAUGAGUAUGUGCCCAGUUUCAACCCCAGUGCCCUCAAGGAUACAGCUCUUUCCACCAACAAGCCCAUUGAAGUAAAGGGGCCGGGAGGCAAGGCCACCAUCAUCCAUGCCCAGUACAACACUCCGAUUAGCAUGUACUCACAGGACGCCAUCAUGGACGCAAUCGCUGGUCAGUCUCAGGCCAGAGGGGCUGAAAUGUCCGGCGAUGAGGCUCUGUCUGGCUCUCCCAUUUCUAGUCUGCCUGUUAAAGAGCGUGUUAUAGACAGUGCUUCCCCAGUGUAUCAGGCUGUGAAUACCAGAGAAGAAGUGCUGGACCCUGAUGAGUGGACACGGAGAGCCGCCCACCUGCAGUCCAGGUCCUUCCGUCUCCUUGCCCACCUUACCGGCACUGAAUACAUGCAAGACCCAGAUGAGGAAGCUCUUAAAAGAGCAAGGGACAUAUUUGAGACAGGAGCUAAAGGCCCUCGUUUUGCUAAAUUGAAAAACUGGCACAAUGGCCUGUCAGCCCAAAUCCUUAAUGUGUCUCAGUAGAGAGCUCAGGACAGACAGCGGUAGGCAGAUGAUGUCAUGGAAAGUAGUCAGGCAACGCAUGUGAGAGAGAAACGUGCAAGAGAUAAGUCAAAGUUGGUUCAUUCACCACAGCUCUGUGGACAGAUUUUAUGUUCCCUCUGUAUACUCUCCCUACGCUGUGGCAGAAUGGUAGAACGUUUUAUUGAAUGUAUUGGCCAUUGUGUAAUGUUUUUCAUGCUGUCUCUGUAUCUGAAUCUGUAUAAGAAUCAGCAAAUAAAAGCUGUUGGACUGUUAA